AUGAGGAACCCUUUUUCUCGUUCAUCAGGGAAUGGUGAUGAUGCACCCUCAAAAAUUCACGGUUAUCGAGUUUACAUCGUGGCUCUCUCGGCCGCCUGGGCCUCGGCGAUGUACGGCUACGACUCGGCUUUUAUUGGAGGGACACUAGAGCUUCCAGCAUUUAAAACUUCUUUUGGUAUAGACGGGAAUAACUCAACCACUCUCUCAUCCAACGUAGUGUCGAUGUUUCAAGCGGGUGCAUUCUUCGGUGCCAUUUUUGGGUUCUUCUCCGCCGAGUAUUUUGGUCGGAAGCCCGUCAUUCUCGGAUCGGGUGUUGUCUUUACCAUCGGAUCAGGCCUCCAACUCGUGGGACGUAUCGAUGAGCUCUACGCCGGACGGGUGUUGACAGGACUAGGAGUCGGCGCAUCCUCCACCAUGAUUCCUGUUUACAUCUCCGAAUGCUCUCCAGCCCUCGUCCGCGGGCGCCUCGUCGGUUGCUUCGAGAUCAUGCUACAGGUGGCUCUUGUCUUCGGUUUCUGGGUUAACUACGGCGUCGACAAGAAUAUACCGAGCACAACUUCUGCCCAAUGGAGAAUCCCCGUCGGCAUCCAGAUGAUUCCAGCUGGACUGCUAUUGAUCUGUAUGUCAUGGAUGAUAGAAAGUCCACGUUGGCUUGCUAGCAAGAAUCGAAUCGUCCAAGCACAGAAAAACCUCGCUUGGGUCCGCAAUCUUCCAUUCGACCACCCCUACGUGGUCAAUGAGUUGGCCGAAAUCCAGGCUGCUGUCAACCAAGAACUUGAGAUGAGUGGUGGAGGACGGACACUGUCACACAUUGUGCGUGAAUGUGCUGCCCCCGGUGUCCGGAAUCGAAUCUUGAUUGGAGUGAUGCUGAUGCUGCUACAAAAUCUUACUGGAAUCAAUUCUAUCAACUACUACAGUCCAACCAUCUUCCGCUCGAUUGGAUUCACUGGAACCUCCGUCGGACUUCUAGCGACCGGAGUCUAUGGCCUAGUAAAAAUGUGCACAACAAUGGUAUUCAUGAUCUGGAUCGUGGAUCGGUUCGGACGUCGCGGUCCCUUACUAGUUGGCGCGAUCGGCGCAGCAGUAGCAAUGUUUUACCUGGCCAUAUAUUCCCAGCUAAGUCAAUCCUUCGACCAAGUUCCACCUAGCGACUCUGGGUCACGAACGGCGGUCGCAAUGAUCUACAUUUAUGCAAUUUUCUACGGGUUCUCCUGGAACGGCAUUCCCUGGAUAUUUGCAUCGGAAGUCCUUCCAACUCGUGUGCGGACCAUCGGGAUGAUGUCAUGUACUAUCGUUGCUUUGGUCUUUGCGUACUUGUUUGUUCCGGAAACGAAGGGGGUUCCUUUGGAGGAUAUGGGCAUCUUAUUUGGAGCAGAUGUUAGUGUCUUUGCUACGAAAGCCCGGAAGAAUUAUCUGGAAUUUCGACAGGCGGAGUCGAGGGUGGCUGCUGAAGCUCGGUUGGAGAAGCAGACUAGUUCUACCCAUGUGAUAAAUGUGUGA
Aspergillus neoniger CBS 115656 is the source of this 1500-nucleotide messenger RNA. RefSeq names its product sugar porter family MFS transporter. Gene Ontology annotation, cellular component: membrane. The coding region runs from base 1 to 1500 and encodes 499 amino acids. The transcript is spliced from 6 exons. The record is from RefSeq and is a predicted model, not a curated record. Gene Ontology annotation, biological process: carbohydrate transport; transmembrane transport. NCBI's taxonomy places the organism in Eukaryota, Fungi, Ascomycota, Eurotiomycetes, Eurotiales, Aspergillaceae. Gene Ontology annotation, molecular function: carbohydrate:proton symporter activity.